GCCGGUCUUCUGCAUCGCAAAAACGCCGCCUUCGGUCACGUCAAAUGGACACCGUUCGCAUAUUUUCAUUUAUUUAUUUGAAAUUAAUUUUCGGCCGCGUAUCCCGUCAGUUUCCUAUUUCGCACACUUUUAUGAAUGAUACGCGAAAAUAUCAAUGGGUACCGUCGAAUAAGAAGGUGUGUGCGUGUGUGUGUGCACGCCCAAAAAAAGAACUAAAAGCCGGCCGAGUUCUGCCACCUGUGCCGAAUAGAAAUCCCGAAGAAAUCGCCCAAAUUGAAAACGAAUAUAUUUUAAUAGAUCGGAAAAGACGAUUUAAAAAAACACUUUUCUAGCACUAAACGGGCGACCGAACGAAUACACUAUAUUCACCCGCCAUCAGCUGGUUACAACAUCACAAAUACGUCGUUUUCGAUAGGUUCUCCGCCCUCUGCACCCCAACAGACCAUCGUUAUUAUCGUUAAUACAGUCCUGAUCACUACCGAUGCGUAAACGGCACUGUAAUACGCGUUGAUUUGCGAUUUUUUUACAAUAAUUUUCGCAUUCGAUGCCGUAAAGUACCUUGGGCUGAAAAUAGAUGGGGGGGUACUGCGUGGAUCAAUACAAUUACGCAACGGCCACAAUGUACUUUAGGAGACACAAAUUUCGGCACGAGAUAGGGCCGGAAAUUCACCCGAUAAUUUUUAAGCGCAAACUAAACGGUGAAACGUCAAAAACAAUCUGCCAGAAAAUUUUCUAAACGUAAAAGUACGCUCAAUUGUUUCACGUUGUCCAAUUGGGUUUCAAUAUUCCCCUGGACUGACCAAUCGCGCGACAGCGUUACAGAACUGACAAACAGAUCUCCUUGAAAAUGUAUGGCGUUUACUAUUAUCAAAUGUUUGACAGAUACAUAACCUAAAUUAAUUGUCAAACGUCAACGUUAAAGAGCCGUUUGUUCGUAUUCUUUUUAGAUUAUUGGUGUCGUUAUUUAAUGGCUAUUUUAUUAUCAAUGUUAUGUGGAUUAUAUUUUAUAAAAACUGAUCAACUUACAAAGCCCUCUCAAAUGUUUGAUGUAUAUUUUACGUACUACAUUUAUUGCUAAACGUUUAGAAUUUAAUUUUUAAAUUAAAGUAUUUGAAAUAAAAUGUCUUAUUCUGAUACAACUUGCCCUGGUUAUUAUUGCGGCAGAACAUUACUUCCUGAUGGAAAACUGAGUGACUGUGGAGCUUGUCCCAGGGGAUCUCGACGUAAUGACACUAAUUUUCUUUGUGAACCUUGUUUGGAUACACCAACAUUUUACGACUGGUUCUAUUUGGGGUUUAAUGUACUUUUAGUUUUAGUUUUACAUUUGUCAUUUAUCGAUAUGGUUAUUAUGCGUCGGAGGUUUAAUAAAGCUAUUAUAAUUUUACACACAACAGCUAUAUUAGAAGUUAUAAUUUCUGGGAUAGUUUCUUUACUUUUAAUGCAUCCGCAAGGUGAAUUCAAAAUUAAUAUUUGUAAAGUGAGAAAUCUAGCCGAUUGGUAUACAUUGUGGCAAAAUCCCAGUCCUAAUUAUGAAAAACAAAUUUAUUGUACUCAAGAAGCUGUGUAUCCUUUAUAUACAAUAGUUUUUGUAUUUCAUGUCUGUGCACUAUUUUCAAUGUUACUAAUAAGACCUUGGAUAUGUAGAAUAUAUUAUCCAAUGCAAAGUAAAAUGUCGGUAUAUGCUGCAAUGUAUUUUAUACCAAUAUUAAUGGUCGUACAUGCACUUAUUGGAGGAUUAUUAUAUUAUUCAUUCCCUUAUUUAAUAGUUAUAUUAUCUGUAAUUUCAUGUGCGUCACAUUUCGCAAAAAAAUUGGAUCAAUCCGCAGCAUCUUUGAUGAUAACGACCGUUUUAGUGCCAAGAAAUAUGAUAAUAGUAAUAGGUCAUUGGAUAAUGCAUGCUUAUGGGAUAAUAUCAAUAACUCAACUUACAAAUCCAACAGAUCACGCCUUACUUAUUUUAUUAAUUCCAGUUCCAACAUUAUUUUAUAUUUGUACCGCCAAAUUUACAGAUCCUAGUAAGUUUCAUGUAUAAGAAAAAAGAUGAUAUAUUAUGUAAAUAACUUAUUUAUUGAAUAAAAAAUAAGAUUUUAGUUUUAAAA
This is a messenger RNA of Onthophagus taurus, 2099 nucleotides long. Its product is annotated as JNK1/MAPK8-associated membrane protein. Gene Ontology annotation, biological process: ERAD pathway; response to unfolded protein. Lineage: Eukaryota; Metazoa; Arthropoda; Insecta; Coleoptera; Scarabaeidae. The record is from RefSeq and is a predicted model, not a curated record. Gene Ontology annotation, molecular function: ubiquitin protein ligase binding. Gene Ontology annotation, cellular component: membrane.